GGCGGUCGGAGCGCGGCUCGCGGGCACCGUGCCACCAUGACCCCCCCGGGGGGGCCGCCGCUCUGGGGCGCUCCGGCCGCCCUCCUCCUCCUCCUCCUCCUGCUGCUGCUUCUGCCGCUGCGGGCGGGGGCUCCGCCGCCCCCCGACGACCCCACGGCGGACCCGCGGGGGGACCCGGAGGGCUCCGCGGCUCUUUCCUUCCUGCGGACGGGCGACGCGCGGCGUUUGGCCCUCACCAACUGCAGCCGCAGCGCCGCGCUGAGACCCCCGGGGCCCGACCCCCCCCCGGCGCUGCGAGCCGCCCUGCGGGCCGCCCCCGAAGCUCUGACCCAGGCGGCCAACUUCCUCAACAUGCUGCUGCAGGGCAACGACCUCCGCGAGGCCAGCGUGGCCGAGGACGUGGAGUGGUACCAGGCGCUGACGCGCAGCCUGGCCGGGGGGCACCCGUGGGCGCGCCGCUCCCUGCUGGCCCUGGACGCCCACCCGGCCGCCCCCUCCCCCCGCCUGGUGCUGCAGGCCACGGCCGCCGACGGGGAGAUCCACCUGCGGGACGUGUCGGCGCCGGGGAACCGCAGCUCGGACGGCGAAUGGGUGGCGGAGCUGCGGGAACGGCGCGGCCCUCCGCUCCGCAAACGGGUGCUGAGCAACGACCUGCGCUCCAUGGAGACCCCCAAAUGGCGGCGGGGCGACGGGUACGUGGCGGGGCCGGGCCACGUGCGGUGGUCGCAGCCGUUCCUCGAGUGCCGAGACGGGAAAUUCGUGCCCGCGUGGGCCGUCGCGCUGUCCGCUGCCUUCUAUGGGCUGAAGCCCGACCUCAGCCCCGAGUUCAAGGGCGCCGUGCGGGUGGACAUCGAGCUGCGGGAUGUGGGCAUCGAUCAGUGCGACAGCGGGACGGGGUGGUUCGCGGGCACGCACCGCUGCGACCUCAACAGCACCCAGUGCGUCCCGCAGCAGAACCGCGGCUUCGUGCUGGGGCAGUACGCGUGUCGCUGCAAGCCGGGCUUCUACGGGCUCAGCGCCGGGCCAGUGCCGGCUGAAGGUGCCGCUCGCUUGGCGUGCCGCCGGUGCCGGGAGGGCUGCGCGAGCUGCCGGGACGACGCGCCCUGCGAGGUUGAGGAGGACCGCGCUCUGCGUGCGGCCGUGCUGUGCUGCCAGGCGUGCUGCAUGCUGGCCGUGUUCCUCUGCAUGCUGCUCGCCUACCACUGCCGGCGGAGCAAGAGGAUCCGGGCGUCGGGCGUUGUGCUCCUGGAGACCAUCCUCUUCGGGUCGCUGCUGCUCUACUUCCCUGUCUUCAUCCUCUACUUCAAGCCCAGCACCUUCCGCUGCAUCGCCCUGCGCUGGGUGCGCGUGUUGGGCUUCGCCAUCGUGUACGGCACCAUCACCCUAAAGCUGUACAGGGUUCUCAGGGCCUUCCUGGCCCGUGCAGCACAGCGUGUGCCCUACACGGCCAGCGGACGCGUGCUGAGGGCUCUGGGGCUGCUGCUGCUGCCCCCGCUGUGGUUCCUGGCAGCGUGGACCGUGGCAACGUUGGAGAACGUCGGCCGGAACGUCCCGCUGGUGGUCCGUGCGCAGACUGCCCGCGGGCUGCACUUCUCCAUCUGCAGCCACGACCGCUGGGACUACAUGGUGGUGGUCGCCGAGCUGCUGCUCCUGCUGUGGGGCAGCGCGCUGUGCUGGGCUGCACGCGCUGUGCCCUCUGCCUUCCACGAGCCGCGCUAUAUGGGCAUCGCACUGCACAACGAGCUGCUCCUCUCGGCCGCUUUCCACGCUGUCAGGUUCAUUGCGGUGCCAUCGCUGCACCCCGACUGGACGCUGCUGCUCUGCUUCGCCCACACCCAUGGCACUGUCACUGUCACCCUGGGGCUGCUCUUUGUCCCAAAGUUCCUGCACGCCGGAUCGCCGCUGCGGGAGGAGAUCGCGGCGGAGGUGUACGAGGAUGAGGUGGACGCGCGGCGCUCCGGGCUGAGCAGCAGCAUCGCGUCCGCGUGGAGCGAGCGCAGCUUCGACCCCGAUGACAUCCGGGAGGAGCUGAAGCAGCUCUACGCGCAGCUGGAGAUGCUGCGGACGCGGCGGAUGGCGACCCGCAACCCGCACCUCCCCGCGCCGCCCCCCACCCGCAGCUCCGGCAGCCGCCGCUCUUCGUCCAAACGGCCGCACGACGGUACCGGCGGGGGGGGGCGGGAGGGGGGCGGUCCGUUCCGGUCCCGCAGCUCCGAGCAUCCCGCCCAGGACGCGCCGGCGGGGGGAUGCUCGGAGCCAUCCGACAGCGAAUCUCUGUGUGGCGCUCCGCUGCUGCCCAGGUCGGCCAGCGCUCAGCAGCUCGGGGGGCACGGGCAGCCCCCCCGGCUCCGCGCGGUGCUUCUGCAGAAGUCGCUGAGCGCCGGUGCGGGAGAGGUCACCCCGUCCUGGGGACCCCCCGAGCAGGGAGAGGUGUCCCGCGGCACCGCCGCAACCGCGGCCGCCGCCACCCCCCCGCGGGAUGCGCCCCCCCCGGCUGACAGCAAAGGGACGAAGCGCGUCACUUACGCCCCCGUUAAAAGCGUCAGCGCGGACGGCCCCCACCCCGCGGGGCGGGUGCGUGUGGUGGUGAAGAGGACCCCCCCGCCGCCCCCCGUGCGCUAUCAGAGCCUCCCGCACCGCCACGGGGACGGCGCGUCCCCCCCGUCGGGGCUGCGCUCCGCUCCCCCCACCCCCGCCGAGGUGUGUCCCUGGGAGCUGCUCCAGGAGGAGACGCUGAGGCAGAAGCAGAACGGCGGCGAACCUCCGCCCUCCGCCCCCCCCGGGGACGCGGCGGGGACCCCCCCGAGCCUCAAACCGCCCCCACAAAGGGCUUUCAGGAGUUUGGGUUUCGCCGUCAGAGCCAUCAACCGCUCCAGAGCGAAACGCAGCCUGAAAGGGAGCAGAGAGGGCAGCGCUCGGAAACGGGGCCGUGAGCGGGAGGGGGGCGGCGGGGGGGAGCAGCCCGGCCUGGAAGGGACCCCCCCGCCGCCCCCAGCGGGGUGCAGCCCGGAUCCCAACCUGCGGGAUGGGGAUGCAGACCCCUCUCAGUGCGUCACCGCCAGCUCUGCAUCCGAGACCCCAAUGAUGGGGGACAGUGAGGGGACGGCAGAGUGGGACGGUGCUGCCGGGGGGGGCACGGGUGCUGAGUGCGGGGGGGACGGGGCUGAGGGCUGA
Messenger RNA from Gallus gallus (chicken), 3174 nucleotides. RefSeq names its product G protein-coupled receptor 179 (gene GPR179). The transcript has 12 exons. Gene Ontology annotation, molecular function: G protein-coupled receptor activity. The record is from RefSeq and is a predicted model, not a curated record. Lineage: Eukaryota; Metazoa; Chordata; Aves; Galliformes; Phasianidae. Gene Ontology annotation, biological process: G protein-coupled receptor signaling pathway. Gene Ontology annotation, cellular component: membrane. Bases 37 to 3174 code for a protein of 1045 amino acids.